Messenger RNA from Neolamprologus brichardi, 2347 nucleotides. NCBI's taxonomy places the organism in Eukaryota, Metazoa, Chordata, Actinopteri, Cichliformes, Cichlidae. The record is from RefSeq and is a predicted model, not a curated record.
UUCAGACGCGGUUGGUCGCUGCUGCGCGAAAAGCUGUUUUUGGACUUUUUAAUGUGUAUUUUUACUUCUUUUUUCCGUCUCCGCUCUAACUUCGCAGGUUUCACUCUGAAACUAAAGUUUCAUUAAAACGGAUCUUCAUCCGGGUCGGAACUCAAACGCUACCUUUGUCUCAGGUUCGCAGUUUAGCUGGGACCUUUUUCAGAUGGAGGAGCUCAGUGAGGACUGCAGCCUGAACGAUGAUAUGGUGGAUGGGGACCUGGGUGAUGGGAUAGGAGUCACGACAGCACUCAGCUCCACGAGGAUGAAGAGUGAGAGAGUGAGCGGUCGCUCAGAGAGCCGGCUGCUCAGAGCAGACCCGCUGCAGUGCAGCAGUCGAGCAGGAGAGGCCGUCUGGACUCCUACAAUACAAACUGCAGAGACACAGCAGAGAGCCCAGCGGGAGCUGUCGUACUCUGAUGAUUACCAUUCCUGUGCCAUUCUCGACAAAGCUACGAGUCACACUAAAAGUGUGCUGCAGAAAACUGAGGAGAAAGCCAAAGCCCUCGAGAAGGAGGUGAACAGUCUGCAGUGGGAGCUCAGCUUCUCUCAGGCUCAGAUGAAGAAAUCUGAGCAGUCCUGGGAGCUCAAGCACAGCAGAGUGUCAGGUGACAACAAGAUUCUGACUGACAAGUUGCAGGAGAUGGAGAGUGAGAGCCAGCAGCUGCGAGCAGAAAACGCAGCCUUGAAGCGACAGUACCUGGAACUUCUCUCCAUGCUGAAUGUGAAGGAGCAGAGGAUUUACCAAGCCACCAAGCCUCAGUACAGCCUGGACACCGAGUCAGGUGUUCUGGAGUUGACUGUACUGGGAGCCUGCCAGUGUGUGCUUGAUACUGAACCGUGUCCAUGUAGUCGGACUGCUGCUGCCAGCAGGAAGCAGUUGGUCCAGUUACAACAGGAGCUGGAUGCUCAGCGUUUAAGGAAAGAAGAGGCCUUGAUGGUUGCGGAUGCUUUUCGCAUCGCCUUUGAACAACAGCUGAGGAAGCGAAGUGAGGAGUUCCUGCUCGUAGCCGAGGCCAAUAUUAAGAAAUCAAAUCACUCUAAAGCUGAAGGUGCCAACAAGAGUCCUUUAAUAAGUGUGAGUAAGAGGCUGAAGGCAUUGCUCCCUUCUGGUCUGGAGAUGAAAGUGCCUGAUGAACAUUUAGAGACUCUCUACAAGCUGCUGGACUUGCUGAACGACAAGGAGGAGGCCCUGGCCCACCAGAGGAAGGUGAGCAUCAUGCUAGCCCACAGCGCUGAGGAGCUGCAGAGACAGUUGCAUCUGGGUUCCAGUCGCCAGCUGCAGGACCCACCAGACCCCAGGAUUCAACAGAGGCAACCCCAGGGUCCACUGGAGAACCAGAGCCAGUCUCAGAGAACAUCUGAGACACCAGAACCUGAGGAAGUGUCAUCAGAGUGCAAACUCCACCGUCCACCACAGCUCUCUGAGUCCAGGACAGACUCAGAGGGUGUGUGAUCAAAGACUAGCAGUGAGGUACUGGCUAAUUACAGGAGCAGUUAUCGUCCUGAUCUCCCCACAUGAGGAAAUACACUGAAGCUUCUGUCUGAGCACUCAGGCUGUCCUCUGAGUCCCAAACUGUGGCAGGUGACCUGUGACCUGUCCAGAAUCCACCCCAGUCCUAUCAUGGCUGGAGUUGCAUUAUAUGUUGCAUUGCAUGUUCAUCCAAUAUUAUUUUAUCUUAGUCUGUAAAAUCAAUUGCUUACACAACACAUAACACAACAUCAGCUCUUUGCAAGCGUUUGAAACCGAGGCCAGCGACGGCCCGGAGUGACGUUAACGUCUCCUGAGCAAAGCUCUGCCAUCCCAGCCAGGCAGGCCGUCUGAUUAUCAACCUGACUGUUGCAGUCAGCCUCACAGAGCUGAGACAGACAAAAGUACUGGGUCACCUCGUUGCCUUUGAAUUCAGGUGUUUAAUUCCAGAUCUUAGCCACGCCCUCUGCCUUUAUAUUUCAUCCCAGAGUCUUUCUCACUGAAUUUGAGGAUGAUACUGUAAGGUUUGAUCCAUGAUCAAACAUUUCUUCCUCCUAAAUGAUCUCUAAUCAGCUGUGUGUAAUUGCAGAGUGAAAGUGGAACCCCACAGUCAUGAAAUGACAGCAAGCAGGAAGUUACACAGCAGGUUCAGCGAGUGCCUUGAUGCCCACAGCGUUGCUGUGUCAGUGACUCGUGAGCUCUCCUGGCCUGCGUAUAAACAACAUGCCAGGAGUGGCACACAGCUGCUGUAGGUGUGACACGUGAGCUCUGGGGCGAUCGUGGCUCAAGAGUUGGCAGUUCGUCUUGUAACCGGAAGGUUGCCGGUUUGAUCCCCGGCUC